AUGGAUCUAGGAGAGUAUUUGCUUCGAAGGCUUGCCCAACUGGGCGUUGGCUCUAUUCAUGGUGUUCCUGGCGAUUACAACCUUACUGUCUUGGAUUACCUUGAGCCGGCAGGUCUUCAUUGGGUUGGUAAUGCCAAUGAGUUGUGCGCUGGAUACGCUGCGGAUGGGUACGCCCGAAUCAAAGGCAUUGGCGCCCUGAUCACCUCCUUUGGGGUUGGAGAGCUGUCGGCCAUCAACGCUAUUGGCGCAGCCUAUUCCGAAAAGGCCCCCGUGGUGCAUAUCGUUGGUACGCCGCCGCGAGCUGCCCAAGAAUCAGGUGCCUGUUUGCACCAUAGCCUGGGUGAUGGCAACUUCAGAGUCUUUGCGGAUAUAUAUAAAAGUGUCACAUGUGCGCAAGCCAAUCUUGUGGAUGCCGUGACCGCUCCUCACUUGAUCGAUACCACGCUGAAAGAAUGUCUCCGACAAAGUCGCCCGGUAUACAUCGAAAUACCUACCGACAUGGUCCGGGCUAAGGUGCCAGUGCCACAGUUUCCAAUUGAUCUUUCGAUACCUGCUUAUGACGAAGCUUUCGAAGACAAAAUUGUCGACUCUCUUGUUGCUCGCAUCCAAAGCUGCAAGCGGCCUUUAAUCCUGGUCGACGGAUUUACCGCUAGAUUUGGUGUCGGAGAUGAUAUCAACGCAUUGGUCAAGCUUACGGGCUUCCCAACUCUCACGACGCCGUUUGGCAAGAGCAUCAUUGACGAAAACAUACCCAACUUCCACGGAGUCUAUCUUGGGUCGGCGGGCGGGGCGGUCUAUCAGUCAUGGGUUCAAGGGUGCGAUCUGGUUCUCCGCUUCGGGGUACUUGGAUCUGAAAUCAACACAUUCGGCUUCACUGCUCAGCCACAACCUGGAGCGACAGUGGCAUUCGACAAAUACUCAGUGUCCUUAGACACCACAGGCUCGAUACCUGUCAAGGCCCGCCUUGUCUCCAUCAAUACUGUACUCUCGAAAUUAUUACGUCGCCUGAAUGGCUUGGACAUCCCUACCCCAGAGCCGUAUCCAGAAGACCCCUUUCUCCCGCGUGAGAUUCUGAAGAGCUUUCCCAAGGCUCUUGAUACUGCAUCGAUAGACCAGUAUUCCCUUUGGCUUCGUAUGUCUCGGUUCCUCCAACCAGGAGACAUUGUCAUGACAGAGACUGGUACUGCAUCCUAUGGCGGUCAGAGCUUCGAUCUUCCGGAGGGAACGACAUUGAUCAAUUCUUCAAUUUGGUUAUCUAUCGGAUACAUGCUUGGUGCUUGCCAAGGAGCUUCUCUCGCACAGAGAGAAAUGAUUAAGGAUGGCACACGGCCCCCAGGCCGAACCAUCCUAUUUGAAGGCGAUGGGAGCCUUCAGAUGACCGCCCAGGCAAUCAGCGACAUUAUCAGGAACAAGCUUGAUGUGAUAAUCUUUGUGUUAAACAACAACGGGUAUACAGUCGAAAGAAUUAUCCACGGCUUCUCAGAAAGCUACAACGAUAUUCAACCGUGGAGGAAUCUCCAAGCACCAAGCUAUUUUGGGGCUCUCAACUGUGAUGCCUCAUACCCCGUGCAAACCGAAUCUGCUCAGAACUGGGGCGAACUGCAAACUAUCCUCCAGCGACCUGAUAUCAAGGAGGGUAAGGGGCUAAACAUUGUGGAGAUAUCGUUGAGCAUGGAUGAUGCACCAGAAUCCCUGAGCAAAUUUGUUGAGUACCUGAAGAAAAGAAAUAGUGGACAGCUAUAG
This is a messenger RNA of Penicillium hordei, 1743 nucleotides long. Its product is annotated as alpha-keto acid decarboxylase family protein. Bases 1 to 1743 code for a protein of 580 amino acids. The transcript has a single exon. Gene Ontology annotation, molecular function: magnesium ion binding; carboxy-lyase activity; thiamine pyrophosphate binding. The record is from RefSeq and is a predicted model, not a curated record. Lineage: Eukaryota; Fungi; Ascomycota; Eurotiomycetes; Eurotiales; Aspergillaceae.